AUGCAGGCGAAGGCGCAGGAGGAGCAGAAGGGCGAGGAGCUGAGCCAGUUCCUGCAGGUGCUGGAGGAGGAGUUCGCCCUGUGUCAGGACGGGGGGCAGAAAAGGGAGGAAGAAGAAGAAGACGACCCAUGGUCGGCAAGUACCGAAGCGGAGGAGCUAGCAAAGCAGCGGGCGUACUACCUCCAGCUGAAGGAGGAGAAAAACGUCCAAGUGGAAGAAGCAAAACACGUCACGUCGUUACACCUGAGCAGGAAGUACCACCUUGAGCAUAGUAAGGUCCUUGGGAUGGCAAAAAAGUUAGAGACCCUCUACUACGUUGUGAAUCAUGUUAGAAGCUUCAACACGUAUCAGUUGACGGAUGAGGGGAAGGAGUACCUCCGCCAUGGGUCACCCGAAUACGUAACGUUGAAGUAUGUAGUAGAGCAGCAGACAUGUACCCUGGAGGAUCUGAAGAAGCUCUUUGGGAAAAAAGGAGAAAUCGGAUUGAACAUCAAUUUAAGGGAAAAAAAGAUACAACUUGGAAAAAGCGACAGAAGGUUAUACCCCCAUGUGGAAGGUAAGGCAGACAGUCUGGUAGACGAAACGAGACGCUACCUCGGCAUCGUCGAAACGCACGGACAUGAUGAAGGUACGCUUGUCUCACACCUAAAGGGGAUCCUUCCCCCCGAGAACCAGGACGAAAAGGUGAACAUCCUCAUCAGAGAGCUAAAGAAGAGAAAACUGAUGGAGGUGAAAAAGGUGUCCUAUAUGUACAUCAUACGAACUAGCCAUUUUAGAAGGGAAAUUAAAAAACAGAUUACGGAUCUAACCUACCAACUGAUAAAAAAUGAGGAAUACAAAAAAUAUGAAGUGAAGAAGUACAAUUUUUUUUCAAGUGGGAAAAAAAUAAACAAGGGAAACAUCCACUUGUUAAUCAAACAGAUGAGGACAUUCAAAGAUGUUUUUGUUUCCCUCGGGUUUGAAGAAAUGGAUACGCAUAAUUAUGUUGAAUCUUCCUUCUGGUGUUUUGAUGCUCUGUAUAUCCCGCAGCAGCACCCCAGUAGGGACCUCCAAGAUACCUUCUUUGUCCAGACGCCUGAAUUGUGCAGGGAUAACUUCACCGACAAGACCUACAUCGAUAAUGUUAAGCGGGUUCACUCCGUUGGAGACUAUGGAAGCUUCGGUUGGAAUUACCCCUGGGAAUUGGGAAGUACUAAGAAGAACGUCCUCAGGACACACACCACUGCCAACUCGUGUAGAACCCUAUUCCAGCUAGCCAAAGAGUAUCAAAAAACGGGUUCUAUAAUUCCUAAGAAAUAUUUUAGCAUAGAUAGGGUAUUCAGAAAUGAGAAUCUGGAUAGUACCCAUCUCGCUGAAUUUCAUCAAGUGGAAGGACUCAUUGUCGAUAAGAACUUGGGACUGUCUCAUCUGAUUGGAACUUUGGCAGCCUUUUACAAAUACAUUGGCAUUUUCAAGCUGCGCUUCAAACCGACGUUCAAUCCGUAUACGGAGCCUUCGAUGGAGGUAUACGGCUACCAUGAGGAGAAUAAGAAGUGGAUGGAGGUCGGAAACAGCGGUAUUUUCCGCCCCGAAAUGCUGCGCGCCAUGGGCUUCCCCCCGGAGGUGUCUGUCAUCGCCUGGGGUCUCAGCCUCGAGCGCCCCACCAUGAUCAAGUAUAACAUUCGCAACAUCAGGGACCUCUUCGGCUACCGCAGUGUGUUCUGA
Messenger RNA from Plasmodium inui San Antonio 1, 1704 nucleotides. RefSeq names its product phenylalanyl-tRNA synthetase alpha chain. Lineage: Eukaryota; Apicomplexa; Aconoidasida; Haemosporida; Plasmodiidae. Bases 1 to 1704 code for a protein of 567 amino acids. Gene Ontology annotation, biological process: phenylalanyl-tRNA aminoacylation. Gene Ontology annotation, cellular component: cytoplasm; cytosol; phenylalanine-tRNA ligase complex. Gene Ontology annotation, molecular function: phenylalanine-tRNA ligase activity; tRNA binding; ATP binding. The transcript has a single exon. The record is from RefSeq and is a predicted model, not a curated record.